Molecule: messenger RNA, 624 nt
Organism: Nilaparvata lugens (brown planthopper)
Lineage: Eukaryota; Metazoa; Arthropoda; Insecta; Hemiptera; Delphacidae
Product: neuroligin-1-like
Exons: 4
Coding region: 1-624 (207 amino acids)
Biological process (GO): synaptic vesicle endocytosis; postsynaptic membrane assembly; chemical synaptic transmission
Cellular component (GO): cell surface; synapse; postsynaptic membrane
Molecular function (GO): neurexin family protein binding; signaling receptor activity
Source: RefSeq, a predicted model, not a curated record
AUGGAGGUGGAGGUGGAGGUGAUGGUAGAGGUUGAUGUGGAGAUGGAGGUGGAGAUGGCUGAAGGAUGCAAUCAGAGUGGUGUUGGAGGCGGCAUCGUUGGUGGUGUGGAUCGUGAGGUCGAUGGCCUCGUGGGGCGGCGGGCGGGUGCCAUGGGAGGCGGCUGCGUGAGGUGGCAGGGCCCGGGGGCGGUAGCGCUCUUGCUGGUUGUUUGCGCGGCGCUGUUGCCGGUUUGCCUGGAGGCGAGCCUCGAGGCGUUCAAGUACAGUACGCGCCUGGUGCGGACCAAAUACGGGCCGCUGCGAGGCCUACUGCUGCAACAGCCGCCCGUCGAGGCCUUUCUCGGCGUGCCGUACGCCACUCCGCCCACGGGCGCGUUGAGGUACAUGCCACCGGUUACACCAUCGAUGUGGCGUACGCCGCGACUGGCGGACGCGUUUUCGCCAGUGUGUCCGCAGCGGCAGCCGGACAUUAGUAACCGCAGCGAGGCGUUGCUAAGGCUGCCGCGCGGCCGACUCGCCCACCUUGAGCGGUUACUACCGCUCCUGCUCAACCAGAGUGAAGACUGUCUCUAUCUCAACAUCUAUGUGCCCAGGACAGAAUUGUUCCAGUAUAUAAAAAUAUAG